GCCACAUCCAGUCCUUUUGUUACUCUGAUUUUUGUUUUGAGCAUGAGCGGACGUGUGGUUCGUGUUGGCUCCCGCAAGAGCGAGCUCGCACUCAUCCAGACCAACUCUGUCAUUGCGCGUCUGAAGGCCAUCUACUCUGACUGCACAUUUGAACUGACUACAAUGAGCACAACAGGCGACAACGUCCUUGAUCGCGCACUCUCCAAGAUUGGCGAGAAGAGCCUCUUCACCAAGGAGCUCGAAGUCGCUCUUGCUCAGAACGAGGUUGACCUGGUCGUGCAUUCGCUGAAAGACUUGCCCACAACACUCCCGCCAGGCAUGACGAUCGGUGCCAUUUGCAAGCGCGAUAGCCCAUACGAUGCUGUCAUCCUUCGAGCAAAGUUUGCAGGACUGACGCUGGCUACCCUUCCAGAGGGCUCAGUCAUUGGAACCAGCUCGUUGCGACGAAUUGCGCAGCUUCGGCGUGCAUUCCCCCAUCUCGUCUUCCGCGAUGUGCGUGGCAAUCUCAACACGCGCCUUCGCAAGCUGGAUGACGCCGAGACUUAUGCUGGUCUCAUUCUCGCCGAGGCUGGGCUCGAUCGUAUGGGCUGGCAAGGUCGUGUGAGCGAGAUUCUCAAGCCGGAAGUCACCUUGUACGCGGUUGGUCAAGGUGCGCUGGCCAUCGAGUGCCGUGAGAAUGACACUGCCACUCUCGAGCUGCUGAAGCCUUUGCAAGAUAACGACACGACGCUCCGAUGCACGGCGGAGCGAGCCUUCAUGCGCAGCUUGGAAGGCGGCUGCUCAGUCCCGCUCGGUGUCCACACCGAGUUUGACGCUUCCUCCGGUCAACUGCGCCUUCGGGGUGGAGUUUUCAGCCUGGACGGCACUGAUUCACGCUUUGCUGAGCGCACCAUCACCGCAACCGACGCAGCCACAGCCAGUGGCCUCGGACAGGCGCUUGCCACCGAAAUGAUUGCCGCUGGUGCUGCCGAGAUUUUGAAACAAGCUCGCGAGACCACGCAUGCUGCAGCAGCAGCUUCCAUUGAUGCCGCUCAAAAGUCGUAGCUUGGAUGUUGCAAGUUGUGCAAGCUGUGCCGGCACCCUUCCUGGUGGAUUGAUUCAUGAAUAGAUACCGAUUGUGUGUGUUUUCCAAGUUGGCUCAAAAUCUCAUCUCAGGCCCUCUCCC
This is a messenger RNA of Capsaspora owczarzaki ATCC 30864, 1165 nucleotides long. RefSeq names its product porphobilinogen deaminase. Gene Ontology annotation, biological process: heme biosynthetic process. The transcript is spliced from 5 exons. Gene Ontology annotation, cellular component: cytoplasm. Gene Ontology annotation, molecular function: hydroxymethylbilane synthase activity. Lineage: Eukaryota; Filasterea; Ministeriida; Capsasporidae. Bases 43 to 1044 code for a protein of 333 amino acids. The record is from RefSeq and is a predicted model, not a curated record.